Messenger RNA from Arachis duranensis, 1371 nucleotides. RefSeq lists its product as uncharacterized. Lineage: Eukaryota; Viridiplantae; Streptophyta; Magnoliopsida; Fabales; Fabaceae. The record is from RefSeq and is a predicted model, not a curated record. Bases 245 to 1147 code for a protein of 300 amino acids. The transcript has a single exon.
AACAGAGCAGCUUUGUUUCAGUCACUCCAUCACUGACUCACUCUGUUUCUUUUGUUUCUAUGCUUCGAAGUGCAAGAACCGCUGCAGUGAUUUCUUUGUUCUAUGCUUUCAAAUACAUGUUUAGUAUCACUUCUAUUCACAAGCUUCCAUUUCCCUUUGAGUGAGAAAUAUUUAAAAGAAUAAAAAAAUAAGUUACUUCUCUGUUAACAAAACAAUUCACAUAACUCUUAACACCCUUGGAGCAAUGGAUUCAUUCAGUUUCCAUAAUCUUCAAGCCGAGAAAGACAACGCGAUCCUUAAGAAUCGAAAGCUUGGAAGAAUCACAGGCAUAUUACGCUUCCUUGAGGUGUGUAUUGUUCUAGUUUUGAUCUCAAGGCUCUCUCUACACCUCCCGGUUGCAGUUAAGACCUCGAGUGAGUACUUUAGGGACUUGUCCAUAUUUGUUAACAAUCCUCGGUUCGUUUUCCUCAUUGGAAACGCAAUAAUCAUCGCUCUUUUCGCUCGGUCGGGACAGUUUUCGGCUCAAGGCUCUAGAAGAAACGAUUCGGAGAACGAUCUUUACCAAGAAGUUCUUCAUAAUGCAACAAAGAAACAGAGAGUUCAACAACAAAACCUAAAAAACAGAGCAAAACAGGGGAUAGAAACAGAGGAUCCCACAGAAAACAUCAAGAAUCAAGAAAAGGAGGGAAUAAAAAGUGAGGAUAGUACAAAGAAUAAAAGAAUAAAUAGAAACAUGGUGAAACACGAAGAAAAUAAUGGAAUCUUUUCAAGAAAAGAAGCGAAUUUCGGCUUAAGGAGCAAAGGAAUUGAUGCUGGAAAUAACAAGUGUGAUGUAGAGAAACAGAGCAUGAAAACAGGGGAAGUGAAUAAUUGCUUGGAGAUGAAGAAAUAUAGAAGGUGUCAAACAGAGAUUUUUCACCGUGCGAAUCGCGAUGAACAACGACAUGGCGAUCUACGAAGGUGUGAGACAGAGAAGAGAAUCAAAGCUAUUGAACAUGCUUCUACUAAGGAGGAGGAAGAAGAAGAAGAAAGAGCUUCAUACCCUGAAGAUACCAUGAGCAAUGAAGAAUUUCGCUGCAUCAUUGAAGCUUUCAUUGCAAGACAACAAAGGCUCCGAAGAGAAGAAGAAGAUUACUCUCUAGCUUGAAACUAUUUCUGUUCUGAUUUUAAAAUUAGGAUGGAAAAAGGGAAGAUAUUGUAGAAACUAGAAACUAUGUAAAUAAAGUGAAAAAAAUGUAUCAGUAGGUUAUCAGGGGUGUUAUAGUGUAUGAGUAGGUUGUUAAUCAUGUUUAGAGUAAUGUGAUUAUUUUUUCUCCACCUAGUAUUGAUGUGUAAAUAUUGUAUAAAUUUCGUAUAAUACGAGUAUGAAUA